AUGCUUGGACUCUGGGAAUUCGACAAUGAGGAGACGAUUCUGCAAUUACUCGACCGGAACGUUCGGCGACGUGAGCUAAUAGCGACGGUGGACAACGUUGCACGCGAUCAUCUGAUGGAAGAGCAGGACGAGUCUGAAGACCAAGAUCUGGAUCUCUCUGACCCUUACUCGGACCAGCAACUCACACUUGCAUCAACCUUCCAUGAAGCAGCAGAGGAAUCAAUGGUGACAAAAACUUCAGCCACGAAACAUUCCGGGCCGUGGCUCGAACUGACGGCGCGAACUAAUGUUCUUUCAUUCGUCUUGGGCAUCUUUGCGGCCUUGGUCUUAUCUCAAUUGUGGGCUACAAUGACAACAGCUCGAGCCGAAUAG
Fonsecaea multimorphosa CBS 102226 is the source of this 372-nucleotide messenger RNA. RefSeq lists its product as uncharacterized. The transcript is spliced from 2 exons. NCBI's taxonomy places the organism in Eukaryota, Fungi, Ascomycota, Eurotiomycetes, Chaetothyriales, Herpotrichiellaceae. The coding region runs from base 1 to 372 and encodes 123 amino acids. The record is from RefSeq and is a predicted model, not a curated record.